Messenger RNA from Pieris rapae (cabbage white), 2120 nucleotides. RefSeq lists its product as uncharacterized. Lineage: Eukaryota; Metazoa; Arthropoda; Insecta; Lepidoptera; Pieridae. The transcript is spliced from 3 exons. The record is from RefSeq and is a predicted model, not a curated record. Bases 306 to 821 code for a protein of 171 amino acids.
GUAAGUGGCUUAACGCUUAAUUAAAGUCUGAAAAAUAAAACUGACUGAGCAUACAUGAUUUUUGUCACGUCAUAGUUAUUUAACGGUUGACAAAUUAGGUUUGUCCUGACGAAACAAGUGGCAAAUGGGCAGGGUGAUUUAGUAAUAGAACAUUAGAUUACAACAUUACGAGAAGUAACACGCAGUUAGGUAUGGUCAGUUAAAAAUACACCACGAGCCUGCAACGCCGUAAUAGAACUUGUGCCAAUACUGAACGAAAAAAAUUUAAAUUUCGAACUUUUAUAAAGUCGGUGUUAACUGCAAAAAUGGAGCUAUCGAAAGUUUUUUAUCUGUGGACAGUGCUUAAUUUUUUAGUGCUUCAUUGUGUGAUGGUUGGCACGGAGCAGAGUCCUUUUGAACUACCGGUCCAAUUAGUUGGAUUUCCAUUCAUAAUUAUGGCUGUACGAGUUACUUCAUUCCUCAAGAAAUUGUCGUACGCUCUCGAUCCAGCAACGUACCGCUCCAGGAACCGACGUCAACUGACUUUUGCAAGUGAUCCAGAGAGUUAUGACGUUCUGGAAGUGGAAAAAUAUAUCGUUGGAGAAUUCGGUGCCCGCGCAUGUGUAUUUGAGAGAGUAUGCGCACACUAUGCGGCUAGGGCCAGGAUUCAGCCAAAGCCUCAAAUGGACUGGCCAGAUGUAUUUAGCCAGUACAAACGUUCCCCAGACCAGGCCAAAGAGUUGUACCUUCUCAGCGUAUUCCUAGGAGAUAUCGUGGGGUCACCGCAACUUUGUCAUCAGCUGGGCAAGCGUCGAGGCUGCGAUGAUUCCUUACUUAGAUAGUACUUAUAUUAAAUAGGUCUAAUAAUAUGUGUCAUGCGAUUUAAAGGAUACUUUAUGGAUUAAAACGUGUUUUGUCACAAUUUUACAGUUGACGUCAGCUAUUAUGUUAGCGCAUAUCGUCAAUGUAAUAAAAAACUCCGUCGCUUGGAUCCUCCUUUUUUCCUUUAAAAAUAAAAAUAUUUUUUUUCAUUAACGAAUUUUAUUUGGCUAUUGCUUAUAAAUUUCCGAUAGACUGAAAUUCCGAAUAUCCAGACAUGUUAAAAAUAUUUAUAAAUUGUAAUUUAAACAAUCGCCUGCUUCGUCCAAAUUUAUAUUAAUUUUUAUUAUGGACGUAAUGUUAUGACAAAAUACUUAAAGUAUUUUUUUUUUAUUACGUGUUGUGUUAAUUAAAAUAAGUUUUCGAAACUCGUACUAAGAACAUAUAUUCAGUUCAUUUGUUAAUUAUUAUUGUUAAUUUGUUUAAUAGUUUAUAAGUAAAAAUGUUACCACAUCAAUUCAUGUGAUUAUUAGGUUGUUUGAACAUUUAGCUUUAUUUGUUACUGUGUGGUUAGUUAACUGAUCAAAUUUUUUAUAUAUAAUUUUACAUAGUUAUUAUAUAAGCAAUUAAGCUGCGCGCGUAAUAAGUUACCUCUAAUGAUAAAUUAUAAGAAGAUUCGGAGAUUAGUAUGUAAUAAUAUAGGUUUUAAUAACUCUUUACUGUAAUUUUGUUUAAAUUUGAUAGAAGCAUAGUUUGUACCGGAAGUUAUUAUUUAAAUAUUAUCUCUCUUCUUUUAUAUGUCACAUCCAAUACGAUUUGGCAUAGAGAAGUCGAACUUAGCGCUAAAGUCUCGUCUUUAAAAACUUAAGGGAUUUAUAUGUUUGUUAAUGUUUCUCUCAAUGCUGUCCAUCAAUGUAGCCGUAGUAUGAGUUCAAGGGCAUCUAAAGAGUAUCCCCUCAUGCAGGCAUCAGAACGUAGGCUUCAGGAUAAAGUUAAAUUUUAGCUCAACUAGUUUCGAGUGUAACGCAAACACUAGAUCCUCCCUUGUAUGUAAAUACAUAACAAUUAAUAUCUAAAACAAUGUUAAAUAAAAUCUAAUUGAUUAUUUCGACCGUUAUACUUUUGUUAUUACAGAUUUAUCACCAAAAACGUGUUCUUACUUUUGUUAAUAUAACAUUAAUCAAAUAACUUGUAUGAACUGUAUUUUAUGAUUAUAUAAAUUGUUUAGUUUUCCGUGAAUUCUUUCUUUGAGUUGCCAAUUGCAGCAAGUUAUGGGUGCAAGGUUUUUAUAUGGUGAAUGUGAAAUACAUGGAAUAAUUAUA